AUGUUCGCGCACGGCACGCGCGACUCCGACCCGACGGUGUCAUCAGUCUGCCAGGACGGUCAGGCACUGUGCAUGCGUGCCGUGCACCCCAGCUACCCGGCGCUCUUCUUUCCCGUCGACCUGAGCGCCUACAGCAAGCUGGCCCCAGCCGCCGAGCAGCAAUCGGUGGAUGCAGAGGACCGGCUGUCGUCGGUCGGCCAUGGGCACCCGCCGACCGACGGAGAGCCGUCUCCGGCGGGUAAGGCACACUCUCCGGCAGAUGGACGACCCUGCCCGUGGGGAGGGGGACCCUCUCCAGCCGGUGGAGGGCCCUGGUCGGCCGGCGCCGGCGGGCUUCCGGCCGACAGAGACGGCGCCACGCCGGCCGCUGACGGAAGCCCGGCCGUGGCGGCCGCCGCCGGCCCGAGCCGCGACGCUGAGGGUGGCAGCGAUGCGACGAGUCCGGCGCCGCCGGGCCCGCCGCCCGACAGCAAGCCGCCGGCAGCCAUGUCUCGCGCCGUCACCGUUGUCACUACCGUUACCAUCGCCUCCUCGAGCGGCGAGAGCUCGGGCUCAGAGAGCGGGGGCCGCCGCUCGGUCGAGCUGGCCGACGACCAGCGCUCGAUCGUGCUCGAGGCCAGCGACGACGAGCGCUCGUCGGGCGGCCGCCGCUCGCCGGACAAGGACGAGGACGAGGACGAGGUGGAGAUCCUGGAGACGAAGCGGCCCCGCCGCGGCGCCUCGCCGGCUGCCGGCGACGCCGAGCUGGCGCCCGACGUGGCUGACAUGCUGAAGGACUUUGUCAAUGAGGACCCGGAGGUGGAGUGAGCCGGGUGGCGGUCUCUGGCGUCGUGGCGCGCGGCGCGCUCGCUUCAGGCGCGACGGGUGUCGAGGCGCGGCGUGUCUGUGUGUGUCUAGACCUGGCUCUGCUGGCUGCGGGGCCGCAGCAGUGGAUGAGCCGUGAAUGUGUCACGGAGACACUGAGCGGCGACUGUUGUCCUUUUCGGGUGCCGCGGAUGGUUUUCGACUGGCUUUAGAAUGCGGCGUUCUCUCACCGCGAAGGCCACUGCUGCUUUGGAGGAGAAACCAUUCAGGGAGUCUUCAAAGGGUGCGCGCCGACCAUUUGAAGACGGGCAACUACCAAUGGCUCGUGUGCCAUGUAAAGGUGUCUGGAUAUAUGUAAAAAUGUUAAUAUAUCUUAGAUACGCU
This is a messenger RNA of Pollicipes pollicipes, 1188 nucleotides long. Its product is annotated as skin secretory protein xP2. Bases 1 to 807 code for a protein of 268 amino acids. The record is from RefSeq and is a predicted model, not a curated record. Lineage: Eukaryota; Metazoa; Arthropoda; Thecostraca; Pollicipedomorpha; Pollicipedidae. The transcript is spliced from 2 exons.